ACGAGCUUCGGUGGCUUGGUGUCGAAUAUCCCAUUUCUACGAGGAAGUACACAGCUAGCUACAUAGGACACGUAUUAGGCUUGUUUUUGCGUUAAUACAUUAAUGCAUUCCUGAGACCAGCUAGUUUUUAACGAUGUCUUGGUACAAAAUAAAAAGAUUAAGUAAUUAAAGUAAGGGUAAACAGGGUUCUAAUGACUAUCUUAUGCUACUGAAGUCUACAGGGAGUUCAUUAAAAUCUUUACCGAAUGAAGGACUAGCUUAGCUGCUUGCAGAAGAUAGACGCACUACGUAAUGACAGAUGCUGUUGUUUUAAAUGUACCGGUUAUCCGGCAGCUAUAUCAUUGGGACUGCGGUUUGGCGUGUUCGAGAAUGGUGUUAAAAUAUCUUCAUCCAGUAAGCGAGGAAGAAUUCCAGGAAGCCUGCUGGGAUCUGAAAUUGACGGAAAGCGUGUGGACUAUCGAUCUCGCAUAUCUUAUGCGUCAGCUAGACGUUAAGCAUUGCUUCUGCACGCAGACCUUAGGAGUAGAUAAGGGCUUUAGAAAUCAGUCAUUCUACAAAAAGCAUUUUGACACGGAAGAAGAAAGAGUAAAUGAACUUUUUCUGAAAGCAGAGAGCAAAGGAGUAGUAGUGAAAAAACGUUCUGUAACUGUUCAGGAAAUCCAGGCCCAUCUGCACCAAGGUCAUGUGGCCAUUGUACUGGUUAAUGCUGUAAUGCUGGUGUGUGAACUCUGCUCCACUCCUGUCAAAUACUGCUGCUUUCUCCCUGUGGGCCAGAAGUGCUUCUGUAGGAAACCUGACUACCAGGGUCACUUUGUGGUAGUAUGUGGAUUUAAUCGUACCACUGGAAGCAUCUUCUAUAAUAAUCCAGCCUACUCUGAUCGUGUGUGCUGCACAAGUAUUAGUAAUUUUGAAGAAGCAAGGGUGAGCUAUGGAACAGAUGAGGACAUUCUUUUCAUCUACAAGGAGAGUUGAUCUAAUUCAUUAUGGGGAAUUUGGUUAGCUUGGCUGCAGUUUUGUACCAUAUAGCUGCACUACUGGAAAAUAAUAGGUGGUAUAACUCAUCUCGGGCUUUCAUUUUCAUUCGAGGAGAAAUAAUUCAAGAUGUAUACCACAAAUGGAAAAAGAGUUAGUCUCUGUUGUUCCAAUAAACUCAGGGCCAGGUUAGGUCAUAGACAAAUGAUCGACAAAUGUUCAUUAGCAAGCUACACUAUGUAAGCAUUUCACUCUACAAUAAACAUUUGUAUUAUUCUUUUAGAAUUAAUUGCAGUCUGUUCAUCUGUUUUGUAUGUGACACAAGCUCAAUCUUUGUAUUCAAAAUAUACAUAUUGGAUAAAUGAGCCCAUUUAAGAAGA
This is a messenger RNA of Electrophorus electricus (electric eel), 1352 nucleotides long. It is a transcript of the gene gucd1, whose product is annotated as guanylyl cyclase domain containing 1. NCBI's taxonomy places the organism in Eukaryota, Metazoa, Chordata, Actinopteri, Gymnotiformes, Gymnotidae. The record is from RefSeq and is a predicted model, not a curated record.